This is a messenger RNA of Orcinus orca (killer whale), 1498 nucleotides long. Its product is annotated as centrosomal protein of 78 kDa-like. Lineage: Eukaryota; Metazoa; Chordata; Mammalia; Artiodactyla; Delphinidae. The record is from RefSeq and is a predicted model, not a curated record. The transcript has 6 exons. Gene Ontology annotation, cellular component: centrosome.
ACCUUCCAGUUGUGUAAAGCUCAUAAAUGCUGUGUAAGUGCGUCGGGUGUGCUAAGGAACGUGGAGCUAAGUGGGCUAGUUGUGAGAGAGAGAGACUUAACUAUGUUAACAAAGGUCCAUCAGAAUUUCCUGUGACUGUGACAGUAGAGAGUCCUUCCUCCUCAGAAAUCGAAGAGGUUGAUGAUUCCUCAGAAAGUGUUCAGGAAGAGCCAGAGAAAAUCAGUUUGAAACAAGAAGCAUUGCAGGAAAACCUGGAGGAGUGCCUAAAGCAGUUAAAGGAGGAAAGAGUAAUAAGACUGAAGGCUGAUAAAUGAGUCAGUGAGCUGGAACAUGAAAAUGCCCAGUUAAAAAAUAUAAAUUUCUGUUUGUCUGAAGCCCUUCAUGCCCACUCAUUGACAAGCAUGAUCCUGGAUGAUGAAGGUGUUUUGGGCAGCAUUGAGAAUUCUUUUCACAAGUUCCAUGCUUUCUUGGAUCUCCUUAAAGAUGCUGGGCUUGGGCAGCUGGCCACAAUGGCUGGUAUAGAGCAGUCAGAUUUUCAUUUACUAGGUCGUCCCCAGAUGAAUUCUACUGUUAGUAGUCCACCUAAAGAAGAAAAGAAGCCACUUGAAGAAGAAAAAUCAGAAUCAAAGCAGAGUGCCCCAGGACUAACGCAAAAUCUCCAAAAAAUUGCAGGCAAUGCUAGGAUUCCUUUGCCUCUCGACUCCUUCCAUGUCCCAGUCUCUACUCAGGAGGCCUUAGAAACUUCCAAAGACAACCUGGGGGUCGCAGUCACAGAGCAGCGGCAGGAGUCUUUUGAAGAUUUCAUUGCUAGAACAUGUUCUCCUUCAGCAGACGUCAUUUCUGGAACUGGAAGUGAAAGAAAAGAAGAGGAAUUACCUAGAAAUAGCAGGUCUUCUUCAGAGAAAAUGACCAAAGCAGGUGAAUAUACCCAAAACUACUCUCCUAAGAAACAACCUGGGAAGGACCUGCAUUCCUGCUCUGACUCACCUGUAAAGCAGAAAAGCAAAGGAAUUGGGUAAAAUAAUUCUUUGGUUAAUAAGCCAAUUAGAAGUGAGUCUUCGAAAAAGCACAUUUCUGUUAAGAAAGACAGUAGAAUAGUGACUGUUUCAUCAAAGACAACUAAAAGUAAACUCAGUCUACUAGAACAUUCUGAAAGUGAUACUCUUGGAUCUGAUUGUGAAUUUCCAGAAAGCAUCCAUACUCUAUCACGCCUAACAUAGGUCUAAAUCUUUUAAAAUUAUGUUUUUGCCUUCAAAUUUUAAUAAAUUACUUAUGUUUUUAUUAUAGCAUAUGGUGUUUUCAAUUACUUGACUGGAAGCCACUAGAGAAAGAUUUAUCUAUUCUUUUUUAUUAUAAUGAAAGUUUUGGUGUAUUUUUCCUUGUGACAGUUUGCACCAUUCAUUCAGCUAGUGUUUACUGAGGGCUUCAUAUGUACAGUACUUUUCUGGGUGCUAUUGCUUUCAGCAGUGAACAAAAUAAAGCCUUUACUCUCCUGGAA